Messenger RNA from Cucumis sativus (cucumber), 1639 nucleotides. RefSeq names its product protein sym-1. The coding region runs from base 250 to 1143 and encodes 297 amino acids. Gene Ontology annotation, cellular component: cytoplasm; membrane. The transcript is spliced from 8 exons. The record is from RefSeq and is a predicted model, not a curated record. Lineage: Eukaryota; Viridiplantae; Streptophyta; Magnoliopsida; Cucurbitales; Cucurbitaceae.
UUCCAAUUUUCGAAUUUUGAGAAAAAAGAAAGGAAACGAACAAAAGGUAAACGAACAAUGGACAGUCUUACUAGUCAUCAGCUACAUCGGCUUCUGUGAAAAUUCUGCCUGAUUCUCGCCGGCGACAGCUGAAAUAAACAAUCACCAUUUUCCUCCGUUUUAUUAUCUUUAAAAACCUAGUGCUCAGCUCUGUUUUGCAAAACUUCCUCUCCUUCAGUUCUUUUAGCUUUCUCAUCGUCCACGACGGCGAUGGUUCCCUGUGGCCUCACUCUUUCUCUGAAACCUCCUACCCUCUGUACUCGUAUCAGUUUUAAUGGAGGACCCACUUCAGCUUUCGCCCUCCAAGCUCCAAUUCUUGGAACCCUAGUUCAAAUGAAGGGGACUCGUGUUUGUUCUUUUCGCCAUAACCAUCGAUUGGAGUUUAACGAUGUGGGUCGGCGUCAAAGGCAAUGUGGGCCGCUGAGGUUUACGGAUUUUCGGAUUUCAGCAUCCUCUGGUGAUGGCUCUGGCGAUGGGUUUGGGUCUGGAGCUGGCGAUGGUGGAUAUGGAGGUUAUGGUCAUGAAAAUUCUGGAGGCGGUGAAGGGGAUAGUGGCAAAGGCGGGAAUAACUGGUCCUUCUUGUCUUGGUAUUUGACUCUUCUUGCAAAAUAUCCUGCUUUGGUGAAAUCUGUAACAUCUGGGAUACUAAAUGCUCUGGGAGAUUUAAUUUGCCAGAUUGUUUUUGAAGAAGCACCAUCAGCAGACCUGAGAAGAACGUUCAGAUUUUCUCUUUUGGGGCUUGUGUUAGUCGGUCCCGCAUUGCAUUUUUGGUACUUGUAUCUUAGUCAGUUGGUGACCUUGCCAGGGGCCUCAGGUGCAUUCGUCCGUCUACUUCUCGAUCAGUUCAUUUUUACUCCGGUAUUCAUUGGAGUCUUUCUAAGUGGAUUAUUAACACUAGAAGGGCGGCCAUCAGAUAUUAUUCCUAAGCUUCAGCAGGAGUGGUUUUCUUCUGUUGUUGCUAAUUGGAAACUCUGGAUACCUUUCCAGUUUCUCAAUUUCAGAUUUGUUCCGCAGCAAUUCCAGGUCCUUGCAGCUAAUAUCCUUGCCUUGGCAUGGAAUGUCAUCCUCUCCUUUAAAGCUCACAAAGAGAUCAUUACCCGAUAGAUUAUGUUAUCAGAGGUAGUUCAAAUAACAAUUUUGAUGAAAUAUUAGUUCUUAGUCUCAGCCUCUAAAAAUAUUAUUUAGUUUUGGAACAAAAAUGUGACACAGGCGUGCGAGAUCUAGAUCGAAUGUCAAUUAUUUUGUUUGGUGCCUUGUCUUGAAGUGCUACAUAAAAACAAGGGUAAAAUGGAACAUUAAAGAUACCGAUUUAUCUUCUUUGUUCAAACUUCUCACUUGAAGCUUUUUCUCAUUUACAAAUAUGGAGGAGUCAUUGAGAUGAAACUAAAGACGAAGAUGUACAAGGAUAAGGAUAUGGAUUUUGCGUUUUCAUUUCUAGUAUUUUCUUUUGAUUUAAUACUUCACUUUUAUGAUUUUGUGAACUCUGUAGGAAAUGGGAGCCUUUAAUGUUAGUCCACUUUAUCUCAACUCAUUUUUCAUUCUCUUUCAAUAUUGUGUAUGUGUGUUCAUGUAUAUUAUUUGUAGUAUAUGUUUCAUCUUA